Tarenaya hassleriana is the source of this 441-nucleotide messenger RNA. RefSeq names its product BAG family molecular chaperone regulator 3. NCBI's taxonomy places the organism in Eukaryota, Viridiplantae, Streptophyta, Magnoliopsida, Brassicales, Cleomaceae. The record is from RefSeq and is a predicted model, not a curated record. The transcript is spliced from 2 exons. Bases 49 to 441 code for a protein of 130 amino acids.
CUCCGCUAACAACAACACCCACCCAUAUACACACACAAAAAAAAAAGCAUGAGAAGUCUAAGGCCAAAGAGGUUCUGCAUAGGAUUUGGGUGUGGAGGAAUCGGGAUUGCCAAAAAAGGACAUGAUCAUAAAAGAUCAUCAUCAUCAUCGUCAUCAUCAUCAUCAUCAUCAUCAUCAGGUAACAACAACAUCGAGUGGGAGAAGAGGCCGGGAGGAAUGCUGGUUCAGAAGAGACCGGGAGGACAGAACGUUGAAGAUUUGAUAACUGUCAGAGUCUUCUCCACUGCUUCUCAGUUUUGGCAUGAAAUCUCCAUCGACUCCAACUCCACUUUCGGUGAAAUGAAGAUGAUAAUAUCGAUGGCGAGUGGGAUGGAGGCAAGAGAGCAGAGAAUACUGUACAGAGGGACUUGCUGUUGGAAGAUCCUGCCCUCAAGGAGAUGA